AUGAAUCCUUUACUUAAUAGACGACUAAUAUCCCAUAAGCAAUCUUUAGUCAAUGCACGGUCUCUAUUUAUAAGACCUACACUGAGAGCCACUUCCAGAUUCAUACCCUACCAUCACCGUCACCACCACAAUAAUGGCAUAAUAAUCCCCACUAGAAACAUUGGAUUUAUCAAAGUAUUGGCAAAGGCAACAAGAUUGCCUGCAUAUAUAGGUGGGGGUGUGGCUGCUGGAGGUACAUACAUUGCAUACAAAGUCGAACAAGCUAGCUCCUAUACUCAAGAUCAAUUGAGUCGAUUCAAAAAUUUUACCGAUGGUGUAUUUGAUAAAACAGGAGAGUUUUUCAAAAGCAUGAGUGGUGGCGAUGGUGGAAACGGUGGUGAUGCAAGUAGCGGUGGUGGUGGUGGCAGUAGCAGUAGCAGUAGCAGUAGCAGUAGCAGUAGCAGUAGCGGUAGCAGCAGCGGAGGAGGUAGUGGGGGAGGAGAUGAAGCAGCUACUGCUCUAGGUGCCACUGCAGCAGCAGUUGGUCUCACUAGUGAUGACGAAGAUGAGACAGCAGUCGAACAGGAAGAAGAUGAAGAUGUCAUGGAAACACUCAUUGAAGAAGACGAUGAAGAUUUCGAAGGACCUGAUGAGACAGACGACAACAUGUUGAACCUCACGCGUCAGAUGAUUGAGAUUAGAAAUUUGUUGGCUAGUAUAGAUCACGACGGCAUCAAAUUACCCUCGAUUGUGGUUAUUGGCUCACAAUCUAGUGGAAAAUCAUCUGUUUUGGAAAGUAUUGUUGGUCAAGAGUUUUUACCAAAAGGUUCCAAUAUGGUUACUAGAAGACCUAUUGAGUUGACUUUGGUGAAUACACCGGAGUCAGCAUCAAACGUAGCUGAAUUACCUGCCUUGAAAAUCAACAAUUUAACCGAUUUCACUCAGUUACAAAAGAUCUUGUAUGAUUUAAAUAUGACUGUGCCAGAAACAGAGUGUAUAUCAAAUGACCCGAUUCAAGUGACAAUUAGGUCACCAAGGGUACCAGAUUUAUCGUUGGUUGAUUUGCCAGGAUAUAUCCAGGUAGAGGCUGCUGACCAACCUACUGAGCUAAAGAAGAAGAUUAGAGAGCUUUGUUUCAAAUAUUUGGAACCGCCAAAUGUUAUUUUAGCCAUUUCUGCAGCUGAUGUUGAUUUGGCAAACUCAGCCGCUUUAAGAGCAUCCAGAUUGGCUGAUCCAAGAGGUGAGAGAACAAUUGGUGUUAUUACCAAAUUGGAUUUGGUGAGUCCAAAGGAGGCACACCUGAUAUUGACUAAUCGAAAGUACCCAUUGAGAUUAGGGUAUGUGGGAGUCAUUACCAAAGCACCGCAAGCAACGGGAAAUACUAGUUUGUUUUCAAGAAACAAAGUUACUGGAUACCAAGCGUUUGUAGCGCAACAAAACUUUGAACACAAUUACUUGAAAGAACACAAGGAUGAGUUUUACGGAACUACAGUUGGUACGAGAAAUUUGAAAAAGAAAUUGAUGAAGGUGUUGGAAAAGACCAUGGCUGCAUCUCUCAGGCCAACUCAUUUGGCAAUUCAACAGGAGUUAGAGGAGACAUCAUACGAAUUCAAAGUGGAGUUCAAUGACCGUCCAUUGACACCCGAAAUGUACUUGGCAAACAAUAUCGAUAUGUUGAAGUUGGGAACUAAAGAUUUAAGUCAUCGCUUCUCUCGAAAUGAAUUAAAGGCCAUUUUGAAGAAUGCUUUGGAUCAAAAGGUGUUGGACUUGUUGGCGGAGCGGUAUUGGAAUAAACCAUUUGAGUUGAGUAGCUCAACUGCCGUGGAACCAAACUUGAAGGAGUUGACGCAAUCUAUCCAUGAUGGUGAUGUUUACUGGCAUAGAAAGUUGGAUUUGGCUUCUGGUUCAUUGACAAAAUUGGGUGUUGGUAGAAUGUCAACCAAUUUGAUUACAAAUGCCCUUUUAACCGAAGUGGAAAAUCUUGUUGACAUAACGCAAUUGAAGAAUCAUCCAAUGGCAAAACAGGCAGUCAAGGAUGCUGCAAAAACUGUGUUGAGUGCCAAGUACUAUUCAACUGCCGACCAAGUUGAAAACUGUAUCAAGCCAUACAAAUAUGAAGUUGAGAUUGAGGACCGUGAAUGGGAUGCAUCUAAAGCUAACGCUGUAGCUUUAUUGAAAGAGGAGAUGAGACAGUGCGAUGAAGUUUACAAUGAUUUGAAACAUCAUGUGGGUGGACGCAAAUUGCAACAGGUUGUCACCUAUUUGGAAAAAUUGAAGCAAACAAAAUCAGACAAUAUCGACCUCACCUCGAAUGAAACAUUGGGAUUCUCACCAACAUUGAUCCAACGUGGUAAAGAUGCCAUUUUCUUGAAAGAUCGAUUAUCAUUGCUCAAAAUGAGGUAUCAAUUCAUCAAGAACUCAAAAAAGUGUAAGUCAAAAGAAAACAAGUACCAAUGUCCCGAGAUUUUCCUCGAUGCAGUAGCUACAAAGAUAUCCACGACGGCAAUCUUGUUUUUAAACGUUGAAUUAUUGAGUGAUUUCUAUUACAAUUUCCCCCGUGAAUUGGAUGUCAAGUUUUUCACUAAUCUAUCUAAAGAUGAGAUUGAACGUUUUGCGAAGGAGGACCUCAAAGUCAAGAAACAUAUUGAGUUGCAAGAGCGCAAGGAUUUGUUGGAAAAUGCCUUGAGCAAGAUUGAGAGUGUGUUGGCUAUCCAGCGUGGACAACUGAAGGAGAAGGAAGAGGAGCAUAAAUCAAUCUUCAAGUGGUGA
This is a messenger RNA of Lodderomyces theae, 2748 nucleotides long. Its product is annotated as dynamin-related GTPase. Bases 1 to 2748 code for a protein of 915 amino acids. Gene Ontology annotation, molecular function: microtubule binding; GTPase activity; GTP binding. The record is from RefSeq and is a predicted model, not a curated record. Gene Ontology annotation, cellular component: membrane; cytoplasm; microtubule. The transcript has a single exon. Lineage: Eukaryota; Fungi; Ascomycota; Pichiomycetes; Serinales; Debaryomycetaceae.